CUUUCUUUAGCUUUAUCCUCGUAUCUAUCUGUUCACGGCUUCCGUCUUUCAUCUCAAGUCCAGCCAUGUCACAGCACAUGCAAUCACUAAGAUCGCCAUCCAAAGGCUCAGUCACGCCGAGUAGGAAGUCUUCAUCUUGCUCCGGAAUGACUCUGAAUGUCGCCGAUACUCGAACUAGCUCGACAGCUACCGCCAACAUUGGCGACGAAAGUGCACUGGCUGCCCCUGCUUUGCUGGCAAAAGCGGACAGCCCACGCGAGGAGGAUAACAGGACGUGGCUACAGCAAUGGCCUGGCGGCUGGCGGCCGUAUUCAGCACUGACGGGAGGAUUUUGUCUCAUGUUUAUCAGCUGGGGUUAUGUUAAUGCAUAUGGAACAAACGCCACGUUCUAUGACCAUACGCUGAUGCAAGGCUUGGACAAGAUGCGGAUCAACUUGAUUGGCGCGACGCAAUGCUUUAUGAUACUGGGUCUGUCCUUCAUCGUGGGACGCCUAGUCGACGCAAGUCACAUCACGAAAGUUCUGACGACAGGUACAUGUCUGGUAGCUCUUGGAACGUUUCUCUUAGCGAUCGUUGAUGGUCGAAGCUGGAGUCCUGACGCGGUCUUUUCAUAUGUCUGGGCCACACAAGGUUUCAUCACUGGCUGCGGCAUGGCUUGCUUCUUCGUCCCGUCCUCGUGGGUCGUUGCAACUUGGUUCCACGAAAUGAAAAGCACGUCGAUAGGCAUCGUCGCCACUGGAGCUAGCGUUGGAGGCGCCAUCUUCUCCAUCAUGACCCGGUACUUGAUCGAACAAGCAAGCUUCCGCGUAGCUUCCCUCUCCGUAGCGGCUGUCAUGACGUUCCUAGCAGCUCUUGCCACAUUCAUCGCGAAGCCGAACACGGCACCCAGACGGGGAAGUCUCGAGAAGGACAUGGACAAUACGCCCGAGAAGCAAGAGCUCUGGAGAGCGAUUACGGGCGCCUGGGACCGCCACGCUUUGAAGGACUCUCGCUUCGUUUGGGUCUCCGCCUCGACUGCCUGCAUCUUCCUCGGAUUCUAUGCCAUCUUUUUCAACAUCGAAGACUGGGCGGCGUACACUGGCGUCGCCUACCGAGAGGCAACCCGCCCGUCUACUAGCUUCGCGGAUGCAAUUAAGACGUUCUUGCUUCUUACCGUCAUGAACGCUAGCUCGUCCAUUGGUCGAAUAGCUUCAGCUGCGACCGCAGACCACCUCGGCAAUUACGGAGCGCUGCAUGUCCACGCUUUAUGCACUGGGAUCACGAGCAUACUAUGUCUGGUUUUCUGGGUACUGGCGAAGACUGUUGGUACAGCACUCGGUUUCGUAGUCGUCUUUGGCGCCUUCUCUGGCGCUGUAAUCGGUCUUCCUCCGGCUUCAAUGGCAUACAUUCUCGACAAGAACGAUCCCGUUGCGCAGGCAAAGCUCGGGCAAUGGGUCGGAAUGAUGUAUACGAUCGCCGCGCCGUUUGCCCUCGCCGGACCCGUCAUCGCUGGCCAUCUUAUCUCCACAUUCGGCUUCCUGAGCCUGCAACUAUGGUCCGGUGUGUCUUUAUUAGCUGCCUGCGGCUGCAUGCUCAUGGCUGUUCUCAGUCAUCACCGUCACCUGUCGGCUAAGGCGGCGGCAGAGAUCGAGGCACAAGCUUCGGUGAACGUCACAAACGAUAUGCUACCGCUCUCCAAAGAAGUACAGUAACCUUGGGAGGCUCGGGUGCAGCCGUGGGCAAUGUGCCGACAGACCACAGAGAAGCUAAUCGUUUGUGUUGCGGAAGGCCACCAAGCCGGUUUUGGAGUUGUGUCAUGAAUGCGAGCGGAUAUACCACACCGCAUGCCAGUCAUAAUGGAUAUUGUGGUUCCAAGAUGAUACAUUAUACACCGAGAUCUGUCUUCAGAUAGCUUCAUAGAGUAAGAUUUUCCUACCCUUC
Messenger RNA from Baudoinia panamericana UAMH 10762, 1920 nucleotides. RefSeq lists its product as uncharacterized. Gene Ontology annotation, biological process: transmembrane transport. Gene Ontology annotation, molecular function: transmembrane transporter activity. The record is from RefSeq and is a predicted model, not a curated record. The coding region runs from base 66 to 1691 and encodes 541 amino acids. Gene Ontology annotation, cellular component: fungal-type vacuole membrane. The transcript has 4 exons. NCBI's taxonomy places the organism in Eukaryota, Fungi, Ascomycota, Dothideomycetes, Mycosphaerellales, Teratosphaeriaceae.